Messenger RNA from Metopolophium dirhodum (rose-grain aphid), 2376 nucleotides. RefSeq names its product condensin-2 complex subunit H2-like. Gene Ontology annotation, cellular component: condensin complex; nucleus. Lineage: Eukaryota; Metazoa; Arthropoda; Insecta; Hemiptera; Aphididae. The record is from RefSeq and is a predicted model, not a curated record. Gene Ontology annotation, molecular function: chromatin binding. Gene Ontology annotation, biological process: mitotic sister chromatid separation; meiotic chromosome condensation.
UAUUAAAUUUGAAAACAUUCUAUAAACUAGUAAAUAGAGCUAUUUUUCGAAAAAGUUUUAGAAUGUUUUAUCUUUCAAAGUAAAAAUAAUAAUACAAUAUUGACAGAAGCCGGAUGAGUAAUGUGAGAUGCCUAUCCAGUAAUUUGUACUAUUUAUAUUUUUGUCCUUCAAGAUAACAUAAUAUACAAUAUAUCACAAUGUUGGACAUUUCAAAAAAUGAAUCAAUUGCAGAAACAUCUGUACGUAAAUAUCAAAAUGAUAGCGAUUUUGCUGUAGCGUUUAAAAAUUUACUACGGCCUAUCGAAACACUUGCAAAAAAAAAACAUUGUGAACCUCUUCAAUAUGAUCUUAUCAAGGAAUUGGAUUCGUUUUUGAUUCACUUGAGAGUAGAUACUGAUCUAGGAGGUUCCUUAGUAUUUGUAGAAGCUGCAUUAAUGAUUCAAAAUGUCAUACUUAUUUAUCAAAAAAGAGUUGAUGAAUUAAUUGAUGUCAUGGUGAAACUUAUUGGGAAAUUCCGAGCUUACCGAAUAAAUGACAAUAUUGAUGUAGAUUUUGAUGCAGAGAACGAAGUAGGAAAUAAAAAAAAAAAGAAAGAAAAAAAGGUAAAAUUUUAUUCUUCUUUUGAACCAAUAAAAGGGCACACCAUUGGAACACUGAAAACUUAUGACUGCAAAGUAAUAAAUUUGGGUAAAAAACCACCAGUACAAAGAAUUGUACUCAAUGCUAAUAUAAAAGUAGAUAACAAGUACAGUAAAAUAUUGCCUUAUAUCUGUAUUGGAAAUGGAGAUAAUAUUGGAAAGAAAUAUGACUAUAUGUUAAAUUUUCCUCUAAAUCGUGAUUUGGCUGUAAAUGAGGAAUUUGAUUGUUCCACUACUGAAGAUCCAAAUUCUGCAACUCCUCUCAAUUAUCGAAAAAGCACUGACCCAUUACCAUUGAAUUUAAUGGAAGUUGAUGAAAUCGAUGAAACAUUUCCAAAUACUCCCGAUCCAGUAAUUUUUGAUCAGACAGUUACUGAUGAAGUUUGUGUUGCUAAUGCAAUGUUACCAAAUCCAGAAAAUAUAUUGAAUGUUAGCCAAAUACCUCAAAAUACUGAUGAUGUAUGGGAUUCAGUUUUAAAUGCUAAGGAUAAUAAUUUUGCAGAUAAACCUUGUGUAAAGAAAAAAGGAUCUAAAAAAGAAGAUGGUGGAAUGUGGUUACCAACAUAUACUGUAGCAGAAUUAACAUGUCAAAUGUUUAGAUUGAAAUCUGGUUUAUAUGCUGAUACUGUAUUUCGACAACUUAUCCAUGAUGCACUGGAAGUUCAAAGAUCCGAAAUAGCUAAAUUAAAAAAAAAACGCAUUAUAGAGGAAGAAAAAGAACGAUUUGACUAUCAUGAUAAGGAAAUUGAAGAAAAAUUGAAAAAUGGUGAUGAACCAGGAUUUAUAGGCUUUGACAGUCCAAUUCAUGAUGACAAUGAUUUAUUCGGAGAUGUUGACCAACCGGAAAAUGAAGAACCGAUGGAGGACGCCAAUAUUGAAAAUUUUCAAUCAUAUCAGAAAAAUGCACUAGAUAUGCAGAAACAUGAACAAAAUCAAAUCGAAAUGAUGAAUGAACAACUAAAAAUGCGACAACGAGUACAAGAAUGGCAUAACACCCUGCGUCCAAUUUUAGAAGAAGAAGAAAAAAGAAUAGAGUUUGAUGUACAUGAAUAUGGAACACGUAUAUUGAGCUGCUUUGAAUUUAUUGGUGAAAAAAAAUUAUUUAGAGAAUUAGUUGGAGGACUAGACAAAGAAGAAGUAGCUCGAUAUUUUUUGUCUUUAUUAAUGAUGGUUAACACAUAUAAUUUGGAAAUAUCAAAUGACAUUGCCGAGAACGAUAUAUCAAUCACACUUUUAAAGAAGGAAAGACAUCAUGAAGAACUUCAAGUUAAUAUUGGUAAUCAAGUGAAUCAAGAACAAAAUUGAUUAUGAAAAUUAUUUUAUGAUUGUGCCUUUUAAAUAUUUAUACUUUACGAAAAUACUUUUGCAUACUUGUCUUUACUGAUACUGAUGGUGCAUUUUUUUUACCUCAUUUGAGUGCAUUUUUGUCCUUAUUUUGUAUAAGAUAUUUGAAAAUUUUGUUAAAUUAUUAUUAUUUUUGAAAAUCCAUUUUUUAGUGUCUUUACUUUUAAAAUAUAAUUCAUAAUAUUAUAAUAUUUUACAUACAGAUCAAGUAUAAAACAAAUUGCAGCUCAAUAUAAGUAAUAAUUAUACAUGUCGUCAAAUAAUAAUUAAUUUAUAUUUAAAUUUUGUUAGUGUAUAUAUUUUUAAUAGUUUUAGAGAAUAAUUAACAUAUUUAAAUAAUCAAUACAAUUGGUUGGAUCAUGACUAAAUAAAUAGGUAUUAUAACAAAAAACCA